AUGGAGAACUCUAGUGACACCCUUGUCAAGGAACUUACAGGCACUUACUGCCCCCCGAUUGAUCCGGCACUCUUUCAAGCGAUUGUUUUGGACUUUGACCUGGCAAUUCCAGCUCAGGUUGAGCAAUUGCGGGAAACCCUAGAUGUGUUAAAGGUAUCUGCGGCUGAACAGGAAGACCUUCCAUUUGACCCUACGGGCACAACAAACCUUAGAAACUCCGACAGCUCAGGGUCGCCACAAACAGAGCCAUCUAGCGGCGGGCUACAGUCAGACCCCUCAAAUUGGCCUGAAUAUCUUGACUUGGAAACUGGCGAUUCUAGCAGUAGCAAUGGUUGCCGAAAGGCCGAAGACUCUCGGCGUGCGGAUAACUUUUUGCGCAUGGAAACAGCCGAAAAGGCCCAGAACUUAAUCGGCAUGUUCCCAAGUAUCACUCGCUUGGAGGCGGAGCGGAUCCUUGAAGAUUGUCACAAUAACCUCAGUCGUGCAAUGGACGUUCUCUUGAAUCUUGCCUUUAUCGAAGAGACACAAAUUGCAGGAGGUAUAUCUCAACAAACCCCUGAAGAGACCACAGAAGGCUUUGGUCACAUGGUCCCCAAGUCAAUCGAUGGGUUCCAGGCCAAAGAAAAUCAAAAUGGCAACAAAAAGCCCCACAAGAAGAAGAACAAGCAGCAGAAGCAGCGUCUAGUCGAGCUAUCUUCCCAGGCUACGCCUGGCCCCUUAACCAAUAAAUGGGAAAGCGGCAAGCGGGACAUUGAGUUCAUUUCCUCGCGAGCUUGCAGUUUGCAGAGGGAGAAGAUUGCCUCGACUUAUCAUGCAAACUCAAUGUCGCUCAGUGCAACCAUAAGAGACUUGGCACAUGUCCAUGCGCCCGAGGACACCCGUGAGAUCGAAGAUGACCCCGUACUUGUUACGCAAGUAGGGGAUCUCGUACACAAGUACCCCGGUGUCCAACCUACUACAUUGGCUGGCUUGAUACGUAUCACCAGCAAUGAUACCCAAAGCGCAGAGGAGUUGGCUGAGACUUUGUCCCGUCGACCCGCUGUGGGCUCGAUCUCAAAUAUCAUCACGUUCGUCUCAGCUCCACCUGUCCUCGAAGAGCACGACCAAAACACUACACCCAGCAAUCAGACAGAUGACUCCUCGGAUUUCAUGGACUUUGGUCAAGCGGCAGCGGCUGCUUCCUCCCACUUUGCAGCCCGUUCAACUGCCCUGGCCCAGGCAGCCCACUCAGCUCGUCGUGCUCGGUCGAAUCCCCUUUACGGUGGCGCAUCCGCCUAUUAUCGCGAGGUCGGAAAUGAGCAGCGUCAGCUAGCGAUGCGUCAUUUAGCAACUGCCUCCGACCGACUGGUGGCCAGACAGUCGACGAAUUGUGAUUUGGAUCUGCAUGGUGUGAACGUCGCCAAUGCAAUCAGAAUAUCCCGUCGGAGAGUUGAGGAAUGGUGGGAGGCCUUGGGUGAUCAAAAGUACAUCCGCGGCGGGGGACGGGACUCUCACGGUGGGUUCAAGAUUGUGUGCGGUGUUGGUAACCACUCCCAGGACCGUAAGUCUCAUCUCGGGCCUGCGGUGUGGAACAUGCUGCGAAAUGAGGGGUGGCGUGUGGAAUUGGAUCGGGGCUCCAUGUUGGUGGUUGGCAGGGAGAGACGUUAA
Molecule: messenger RNA, 1647 nt
Organism: Penicillium soppii
Lineage: Eukaryota; Fungi; Ascomycota; Eurotiomycetes; Eurotiales; Aspergillaceae
Exons: 2
Coding region: 1-1647 (548 amino acids)
Molecular function (GO): ubiquitin binding
Source: RefSeq, a predicted model, not a curated record